GAAGAAAACCGGCAGGGGGCUUUCUAAUGUACUUGUUUGUAUUUUCGUGAUUUUGUUUUUUUAAAUCCAGAGGAUGGGGUUGUGUUUGGAAUAAGUGUUCGACGUUCUUGCAUACGGGGGGUAUGGCGCGCCGAUUCAGCUAAAUUUGUGUCAACAAGUGUCUCAGUUGCUUCGAUUCGAUGCCUUCGAGCUAGCGCGCAGUGUCUGGACGCAGCGUUAGGCCUACCCCUUCAGCUGAUCAACGCCGUGAAUGGUGAAGACUUGCGGAGACAGUCGCAAAAUCGACCUUGAACAUACGUAUCUCCACAGCCGCUUGCAGGUUUCACUCAGGUGUGAAAAUGUACCUCCCGUGUAACUGAGGGGUCUUAUUGUUUCGUAAGAGCGUCCUUGAAGUUCGCCGACGAUGGACCGAGCAAGCAGGGCGAUCCGACGGAGUGGAGCGAGGCUCAAGGCUUUGAACGGAGGGCACGCCGAUCUCAACUUGGUCAUCUCGGAGUUGAGGGACAUUCGCUUGGCCAUGAAGUCUUUCCUGACGGCGCAAAAUUCUGUCUCUCAAGAUUUGGUGCUAUGGGCUCAAGCCGAUGAAAAUCGGGUGAUCCAGGACGUGAUGUCCCAGUUGGCUGAGCUGAACACCUUUUGGACAGAUGUGCAGAGGGACUUUGUCGAGCACUUGAAGGCCUUCAAGCACCACUUCGACCUGAUCCUGGAGGGGGAGAAGCAGGUGGACCAGGCCCGCAACGCCCUGGUCUUGUGCGAGCAGAAAGAGCUCAAGAUCAAGAAGGAGCUCAAGAAGGCCUCUAAGAAGGCGACGGUGGAAGAGAUCAGUAACUUGGAGCUGAAGCUGGCCCAGGCAGAGAGAGCUAAGGACCUGGCCCAGUAUGAAGCCAUGGAGAAGGUGCAGGAGAACGAGGCAGUCAAGCUGAUCCGGGUCAAGGAGGGCUUGCUCAAACUGUCCGAGGCCUACCUGGAGCUGGCCAACAAGUGUGCCAUCAUCUUUGAGUCGCAGAGGGACAUUGCCGCCCACAUCCCGGACGUGCACCACAUGGCCUUGCACGAGAUGAAGUACACCGGCACAGGUGCCAUGAAGCAGGCGGUGCAGAAGGCAAAAGAUCGUGUGGACCAGUACCACCUGUACCAGUACCGACUCAUCCCUCACUGCCCCUCCGUCGAAGAGCCGCCCCCGCCGUACACCCCCGGCUACUACGACCCCACCACCGGGCAGCCCUACCACGUCCCCGGAGGCGACGAGGCGGCCUUCGGCUCGGUACGGCAGCGCGUGGUGCUUCCCUCCUGCCCCGCCCCCGCAUUCGGGGGGGGCCGGGGCCUGGCGAGGCCCCCCCCGGUGCCCCAGCAGCUGCCUUCCCGUCCCCCCGGCGGCAACAACAACCCCGACUGGCUCCUCCCGAGGGACCCCCCCGCCGCUUGCCCCCCCAGCCCCUGGCCCCCCGCGUGGGGCUCGGACGGGGAGGAGGAAGACCGGCUCUCCGCCGCCAUGGGGGCGGCGAGGCUGGGAUGACCCCUCGCCCCGCCGCGGGAGCCGCCGCUCUUUUAGGGAAGGACCGACGCCUGUGCCUCCCCCGUCUCGUCUGGUCUUCCCCCGACUGCCCGGUUUCGAAAGGCCGCUCUGGCUCGGCCCCAGCCGUUUUUUUCCGGCGGGGACCUUUAGGAGAGACUGUCCCCGAAUGGCUGUCUCUCGGGUCUUGCACGUAGGGAAACUCCUGCCAGUCUUCCCUAAUAUUUUGGGGGAAGAGGUGCCCCAUUUCGUUUUCCCCUUGGGUUUUAGGGAAGCACAAUCUUUCCACUGUCCCUAGAAAAUGAAAUGGGCAAAUUCACCCUAUGAUUUUGUUAAAACGUGCAUUUCCCGUUACCUGUCCCCAGAAUGUUGAUGGUGUCGAUUGACGAGAGCCUUCCAAAGUUUAUUGUUUUUUUAAAUUCCAGUUGGCUUUUUGCUUCAGGUUUUCCAUGGUGCUGUCGCCCCCUGAAUUUUUUUAGGAAUGACUUAUCUGGGCUGGCUUUCCCCAACAGGCGAAUGGUGAUCUCUAGCUUCUCUUCUCUUUAAAACUUUUAGGGAAGACUGCCUCUCGUUUCCCGUCUCUGGGAUCUCCCCUAGACUUCGAAGCAGGGUACUUUUGAUCGGCAUCCACUUCAACCUUUCUGGAACGUUGUUCAUUAUGUACCUCUAAUACCAGGUUGGCUGUGAGGGGCCGGGGAGUCCUGUCUCCUGCCUGUGUUCAGUGUUUUUCUCUGCCUUGGCGCAUCUUGGGGAACCUAACAAAGGGUGCCAGCAGCCCUGUGGUUGGAUCGGCUUUAGGAGUUAACGCAUGGAUCAUACUUCGUCGGUUUUUAAUUCUAAAUUGCCGUUCUCCGUCAUCGGAUACAACGGUAAAGAGCCUUGCUGGACGCCAUCAACGUCGAUGCCUCCAUGAAUAGUACACGAUCGAAGGAAGAACGGGGGAAGGAGGUGCCCGGGGUGUUCGUCGGAACGGCGGCGUCGGUCCUUUUAUCGUAAGCAUGCGUGAAUGAAUGCGUGCGUGGGUGGUUGGAGAAGGCAUUUACGGCUCAUCCUCUUUCAAAAACAUCUUUGCGACAAGCGACUCUCCACCGGGGUUUUCCCUCAUUUCCCCAAGUGUCUGUUUAGUCUGAAUGUCGUCUCGGUCGCCGUUGGGACGGCAUGCUGUUUCGGGACAGAGAACUGCGAAGGGGGUGCCGGUGCAAAGUUUUCGGUGCUUGCAGUUCUGUUCCGUGCCAGCACGUCUCCUCCGAAAGUCGGAGUUUACAUUUUGACGGUGUUCUACGAGACGUCGGCGAACGUGCCGAACUAAUCAGCUCUGAUGCACUUCUAACCCCAGCACAAUCGUCGUGUCACUGCCCAGUACUGUCUGCUUACCACGAGUUCGAGUGGUGCCUCUGGGGGUGCCCUCACCCUCUUCCGAAAGUGCACUUACGCAGCUUUAGCGAGCUAAGGAUUUGAGCUUCGGGAAAGGGUUAAAGCGCUCCGAGAGCACCAUUCGAAUUUUCUCUUAGGCAUUUUAUAUUUUGUGUUUCUUCACGUUUUAUAGCAAUUUGUUGAUAGCUUUGUUGCCCUGGAUCAACCCUCUUCCAUUAAGCAAUUGAAUUGAAAUUACAAUUUUUUUUUGUAGGGAACUGUAAAGGUUGCAAUGUGUAGGAAUUUCUUUUCAUUUAAAUUUUGGUUUAGUGUGUUUUACUAGUUGAAAUGAAUUUGUGUAUGGUAUUUUUCAUAUUCAUGAUUUCUUUAGACUUAGUUUUGCAUGUCUUCAAAUUUGAACACCUGAUCACACGUGAAACCAUUGCCAGCAGCCACUUUCAAAAUAUUUAUUUUUAACAUGGUUUUCUUGCCCUUAAAGCUUUGACACUUAAAAACUGUGAUAGCUGUUGGGUGUUUGUGAAAGAUAAGAGAAAUGAUGGUGUGUGUUUGUUUUAUGUAUAUCUAGUGUCUAGGUUUUGGUAAUAAAGGCCUUUGUUUUAGGGAUGCUUUCAGCUUUUAGUCCGAUUUUCCUUCUGUCCUACAGUUUUAAAAUACCAAUAAGCAUUUAUUGUACUCCAUAGGGGUACUAAAAACAAUUUUUUAUGAAGUAUAUUUGGCAUGGUAUCAGUGUUUUUUUGUUGUUUUUAAUAAAAAUGAUGGUGAAUACCAA
Messenger RNA from Ixodes scapularis (black-legged tick), 3656 nucleotides. RefSeq lists its product as uncharacterized. The record is from RefSeq and is a predicted model, not a curated record. The transcript has 9 exons. NCBI's taxonomy places the organism in Eukaryota, Metazoa, Arthropoda, Arachnida, Ixodida, Ixodidae. Bases 404 to 1516 code for a protein of 370 amino acids.